Molecule: messenger RNA, 1338 nt
Organism: Diaporthe citri
Lineage: Eukaryota; Fungi; Ascomycota; Sordariomycetes; Diaporthales; Diaporthaceae
Exons: 2
Coding region: 1-1338 (445 amino acids)
Source: RefSeq, a predicted model, not a curated record
AUGGGCGGUCUCUCUUCCAACGCAGACAAAAUAAUUCCGAUCUCCAGGCGGGUAGGUCUAAAUGAAUCUCAGCCAAGUGUCUUCAACACGGCCGAGUACAAUGCGACAACUAUUGUCAGGGAUUUCCCACGCAACGCCAGAAAAGCCAUCUUCACAAUCCAGGCCUGCGGGCAAAUUGAUGAGGAAUUCUGGUGGUCGAAUCUUCCCAGCUCCACGGCCCUCUCGUUCAACGCAACUGGGAACCCCUCGGGCGGAUUCUCCGCCUACAGAGAGAUCCAACUUUUCAUCGACGGCCAGCUGGCAGGGAUUCAGGCACCUUUCCCUAUAAUUUUCACAGGAGGCCUCAGCCCUUCUUUCUGGAGCCCGAUAGUAGGAAUCGACGUUUUCGACGAGAAAGAGGCCGAGGUAGAUAUCUCGCCGUUCUUGCCGGUACUUUGCGACGGUGCACCGCACAACUUCACACUCAGAGUCGUGGGACUUGAUGACGACGGAAAUGAUUCGGCAACCCUGUCCACAAGCGUUGGUGAUUACUGGCAAUUGUCCGGCAAGGUCUUCGUCUGGACUGAAGAUGAUGCUUCUUUCAUUACGACUGGACCGGCGCCCACCCUUGAUGCUAUUGAACCCGUCAUCACCCUCGGCCAAAGCCUGACGCAGAACGCAACGGGCGCCAACGAGACGCUCAAGUACGAUGUAUCUGUCACGCGCUCCAUUCGUAUCUCAGGUUCCAUUUCAACCCCUGACGGCCCAGUCAACACCACUUGGACACAGGAUGUCACAACCACCGCCACGGGUUUCAUCAGCGACUUCGGGAAUACCUCGAGCGUACACUUUAAAACAAGUGCCACUACCUCUUCGGCCCGCGAUGAUGCAAUCGAGUUCUCAACCUCAGCUUCGUAUCCGCUGGUUGUCAACUCCACGCAGUUUGCCUUGCCCAACGGCACAGUACGCACAGACACCGUGCUCAGCCGCUCAAAAGACACAAGCAGGACUGUAGGCGAGGAAGAUGUCUUCCCGAGCGGGUUGCAGGUCUUCUCAGUCCUGCCUGCGACGGCAGAUGUUGUGCCGAAUAUCACAGAGUUGUCCCUCUCGACUUCUCAGGAGGCAUCCGGCACGCGCUUGGUGUUCCCAGGCGGUGGUGCACAGAAUGGUAGUUAUGCCGUUGCUAGUGUCGGACAGGAAAUUCUGUUUGGAGGGAAGACGAACGGGGCCGCAGGGGUCACUGAGCUCUACUUUAGGGAUGUGUCAGUCCGUAGUGAUGGUUCGAUUGUGUCUGACACUGAGAGAGUAGCUGGCAGCGAGGUUGCCCCGGGCAGGGCGGGGUUGGGGCCAGGAGCAUGA